AUGGCAUCGGUCGUGCUAUCCACCCUACCCCCGAUCUCGAACGAGACAGACCCAACUCAGCCGCUUCCCGUCGACCCGCUAUUCGGUCAGCCUGUGCAGAAGGCCAUCGGCGUCUUCACAUUUGUGGUAAUCGCAGUGGGUCUCGUGGGCAACUCGGCCGUUAUCUACAUCGUGGUGCGCUACCGUGACAUGCACACGACGACCAACUUCUCCUUCGCCAACCUGGCGCUGACUGACAUCCUCCUGUUGAUCUUUAAAGCCUUGUCCAACACCCUGGACACCUUUGGCUACGCCGUGUCGGUGGGCCUCAACUGCUGGCCCACGUUCUACCUUCGACACGUUAUUGUUGAGGUGACGGUACUUACGUUGGCGAUGAUGUCAUACGACCGAUGGAGAUUGGUUGCGUACCCGCUGGAGGCCGUCAAACACACCGAAAGACGCAAACGGGUUUUUCUGUUCGGUAUAGUCAUUCUGUGGGCUGUGUCAUUUGCGAUGUAUGUUCCGGUCAUCGUCUACUCGGUCAAAGUAUCCCUUCAUGCUGUCUUUUGCACCAUUUGGUUUCCUUGGGAAUACGGCCAGAAGGUUUUCCAGACCUACACCGCCAUCACAAUGUACAUCGUUCCGCUGAUUUUCAUCUCCGUGUGCUACCUGAAGAUCUGGCUGAAGCUUCGACAGAAGACAACAGGUUCCGCUACAGCGUCGGGUACCAGCACGGCCAGAAGCUCCCAACGCAUGCACCGAACUCUCCGUUUAAUCAUGGUUGUGAUCGCGGUCUUUGCGCUGUCGUGGCUGCCGUAUCGCUUGCUCAUGAUGUGGUUGGCGUGGGACCCCGACUUCCUUGCCUUCAGUCCCUUUACCUAA
Patiria miniata (bat star) is the source of this 861-nucleotide messenger RNA. RefSeq names its product G-protein coupled receptor 54-like. Gene Ontology annotation, cellular component: membrane. NCBI's taxonomy places the organism in Eukaryota, Metazoa, Echinodermata, Asteroidea, Valvatida, Asterinidae. The record is from RefSeq and is a predicted model, not a curated record. Gene Ontology annotation, molecular function: G protein-coupled receptor activity. The transcript has 3 exons. Gene Ontology annotation, biological process: G protein-coupled receptor signaling pathway. Bases 1 to 861 code for a protein of 286 amino acids.